GCCUACUUUAGGCAUCGUCCAGGGUUGGUCACGUGCUUUAAAUACCUUAACGGAGUUGAUGGUGGGCGUUCGACCUACUUCAAUAUUGCUAAUAUCUCUAAAUAUCAUUCCUAAUCGUCAUCCAGGAAAAGCACAACGUGGUGGCACAUCGUCCCAACUAGUACCCCUUAGGUUACCGCGAUCUUUCCAUAGUUUUUUGUUAUUCCCAAAUUGAAUCUCUCCGGAAUUGUCUUCUGGCUUUAAACCUCGCACACUCCAAGGAGACCUCCCACUCACAGGGCAUCUCGUCGAGUCAAUUAUCCUCUGAAUUUCCGUCACACUAUCUACUCCGAUUCAUCAUAACUGCUCCGAAUAGCAAGCAUGUCAUCCGCAGAGGACAUGGAUGGAACCGCAGCACGCCUUGAUAAUCCAGAAGCGUCGAAUAAGAAACGCAAGGUCGCUCGCGCGUGCGACGGUUGUAGAAAUCGCAAGGUUCGAUGUGAUGGUCCUCAGAAGAAACCAGGAGAGCAAUGUUCCAAUUGUGCGACCGCCAAUCGCGAUUGUACAUACAUCACCGAAGCAAAAAAGAGGGGACCUCCAAAAAGAUACGUCGAAGGGUUAGAGAGUAAGCUUGCGAAGAUGGAAAACCUAUUGCAUAAGCUUGCCCCAGACAUCAACAUCGAAGCUGAACUGGAGGAAUUAAUGGCCAAGUCCAAAGCCGAGGCGGGGACAAAAUCCUCAUCUGGCAAAGUUGCCUCACGACGAAAUUCCCCCCCUACCCGAUCCACCGCCAAGGUUUCGAAGGAGCGCAGUGCCUCCACUGGCUCCCUAUCAGAUCUCCAUCAAAUCCCUGCAUCUAUUUCAUACGACACUGAGCGCACAGCAGGUGCCGCAGAGGAUUGUGACACAAGCGAUGACGAGCUCGGUAGUCAAAUUCCGACCAUAACGGAUGCGCUGAGGGAGAUGACCCUCGACCCCUCAAUAUCCAGACGUUUCCAUGGAAAAUCGAGUGGAUUGAUGCUGGUUCGAGCCGCUAAGGAUUUGAAACAGCAAUAUGGAGGGGACGACUCGAGUCCCCCCCUUCGAAGAGAGGAGGUAUGGGCGCCGUCGGAUUGGGAAUGGGAAUUGUGGCAAAAUUACAUUGACCCUAAAGACGUUCAAUUUCCACCCGCGGAUUUGAUGCCGAGGCUGUUCGAUUUGUUUUUCCGUCGUCUGGAUCCGUUCCUUCCUGUUAUUCAUCGCCCCACGUUCGAGGCCCAGGUGAAGGAUGGUUUGCAUUUCCGAUGCACGCCAUUUACUUGUGUCGUGUUACUUGUAUGCGCUGUUGGCAGCAGGUACUGCGAUGAUCCUAGGGUGUGCCUGGAAGAUGGUGGUCCACCCAGUGCAGGGUGGAAAUACUUCAUCCAAGUCAAAGAUUUGAAGAAAAGCUUACAUGCGCCUGCUACGCUUGCAGAUAUACAAGUAUUCGUGUUGGUUGCCUACUACCUUCAGGCAACAAGUGCUCCACAUUCUGCUUGGACCAUUUUAGGGAUAGGUAUUCGCUGCGCGCAAGACGUCGGCGCACAUCGCAAGAAGGCGUACGGUAAUCAGAUAUCGCUGAUGGAUGAGCAAUGGAAGCGUGUUUUUUGGUGUCUUAUCGUACUGGAUCGAAAUGUCAGCUCCGCCCUUGGGAGACCGCUAGCAUGCCAGGACGAAGAUUUUGACCUAGAUUUCCCGGUUGAAGUCGAUGACGAGUAUUGGAUUGAUGAUGAACAUGGGCCACAACAACCAGAAGGCAUCCCCCCCAAUAUGUCCUACUUCAAUGCCGCACUACGGUUAGGGCAGAUUCUUGCCUUCGCUCUGAGGACGAUCUACACCAUCAAUAAAUCCAAGGUACUUCUUGGCUUUGUUGGACCACAAUGGGAGCAGUAUAUCGUAGCUGAGCUUGACUCUGCAAUGAACAAAUGGAUCGACUCACUACCUGACCAUUUGCGGUGGGACCCAGCACGCGAGAACGACACGCAUUUCGAGCAAUCUGCGAUGCUAUAUUCCAAUUACUACCUUCUUCGUAUUCUUGUUCACCGACCUUUCAUCCCGUCACCACGCAAGCCAUCCGCUUUAUCGUUCCCUUCGCUUGCGAUUUGUACGAACGCUGCAAGAUCUUGUUCUCAUGUGGUUGAUGCGCUCGGCCAACGAUGUGAACACGUACAACCCCACCCUCUGCUCGCUGCAUUCACCAGUGGUAUCGUCUUGCUGAUCUCAAUCUGGGGAGCGAAGAAAACUGGGGCUAUGAUGGAUCCAAAUGUGCACCUGAAGGAUGUUGGGAAGUGUUUACGGUUUUUACAGCAAGCUGAGGCGGAUUGGAACUCAUCAGGGCGUUUAGUGGAUAUCUUACGGGAACUGGCAUCUUUCGGCGAUUUACCACUUCCUGAAUAUCCCCCCCCGUCAACCUCCCAGAAGCGUGACCGGGAUUACGACCCCUCCUCCACUGGUACCAUCCUCCUUGACUCCGCUUCUCCACCUGAGGAUAUCCUUCGAUCUUACAAACCUCUUCCGAAAAGCAAAACUAAAAUUCCUUCUAAUGAUGAGCUACAACAAUCUGUUGUUGCUAUGUCGCAUCCUACUUCCGGACCACCCGAAGUACCUCUUACUCAGCCAUAUCAAGUGCCUUUUCCAGAAUCUUCCACACAGUUCGCACAGCUCGACAGCUUCGUCCCUUCCACUCUUCAGCAUCUUCCAGAACAAACGCAAACAUGGUACGACGUGAACCCAACUGAAUUUGUACCUUUGGUACCUCCGUCACAUAUGAGCGAGGGUGCUAUUGGGUACACUAUGGCCGCGACAGAACCCAACGCAUUCUUCCCUAAUCUAGAAACUCAUCUAGGGGACGUCCCCCCAACAAGUUCUGACGCGAUUCCUUUGUGGAAUAGGACAGAACCAUUGCCUCAGCUAUAUCCUCCGACUGACCUGUUUGGAAGUUACAUACCACCGCCGAUCGACACUGGCACACAGGAAGUCCCCAUUUCUGUCGGCAUGCCGGUGAACUCUCACGGUGUCCUUCCGAGCAACAUCGGGGUUCGGACGGACCUGAGCGUGUCUGAUGCCCAGAUAUUUUCAAGCGAGUCCCUAGGCAUAUGGCAGGGCGUCCCAAGAGGAUUCGAAUGGCAGGAUUGGAAUGACUACCUUGCUAGCGUGAAUCCAAUUCAGCCGCAGAACCUAUAAGCUCCCCUUGUAUUUGUUGUUACUCAUUCUGGAAACUUUGGCUGAGUCAUAGUGCUACUUUUGUGAUUUUUUUUGUAAAAUGCUGUAUUAUUAUCAACAUGCCAGCGGUUAUCGUACACGAAAUGGAGGAUCAAAGGUAAAGGCCUUCCGGUGUACCCUCAUUCUUCCUAUAUAAAACCUUCUCUCGGGCAGCGGUAAAGUCCUUCUUUGUCACCCUCAUUCGACGUUCUCGCAGCGCCAGGAGGCCAGCCUCGGUGCAUACCGCCUUAAUGUCCGCACCACUCAAGUCAUCCUUUGCCAUCACAAACUCUUCCAAGUCAACAUCCUCAGCUAGACUCAUUCGGCUCGUAUGUAAUCGGAAGAUGUGUCUCUUGGUCUUGAUGUCUGGGAGGGGGAAUUCAAUCUUGCGGUCGAUACGACCUGGUCUGAUCAGAGCAGGAUCGAGGGUCUCGAUUUUGUUUGUGGCCAUUAUGACUUUGACGU
Cantharellus anzutake is the source of this 3663-nucleotide messenger RNA. Its product is annotated as fungal-specific transcription factor domain-containing protein. Gene Ontology annotation, biological process: regulation of DNA-templated transcription; DNA-templated transcription. The record is from RefSeq and is a predicted model, not a curated record. The transcript is spliced from 15 exons. Bases 361 to 3180 code for a protein of 939 amino acids. Gene Ontology annotation, molecular function: zinc ion binding; DNA-binding transcription factor activity, RNA polymerase II-specific; DNA binding. NCBI's taxonomy places the organism in Eukaryota, Fungi, Basidiomycota, Agaricomycetes, Cantharellales, Hydnaceae.